Molecule: messenger RNA, 3717 nt
Organism: Vombatus ursinus (common wombat)
Lineage: Eukaryota; Metazoa; Chordata; Mammalia; Diprotodontia; Vombatidae
Gene: SLC25A44
Product: solute carrier family 25 member 44
Exons: 5
Coding region: 63-1247 (394 amino acids)
Biological process (GO): branched-chain amino acid catabolic process
Cellular component (GO): mitochondrion
Molecular function (GO): branched-chain amino acid transmembrane transporter activity
Source: RefSeq, a predicted model, not a curated record
UCAAGCCACCUGUCGCUCAGCCCCACCUCCUUUCUAGCAGGGAUGGUGGGAGGGGGAGGUCGAUGACAGCUUCACUUCCGGCUCCGGCGGUGUGGGGAGCCGGGCCGAUAUGGAGGAAGAUGCCGCUGGGUUCCAAUCGCCGAGAGCUGAAGCUAGGGCAGGAGCAACAGCCUAGGAGUCCCGGCCCGCAGAGCGCUGGCACCGUCGACAGGGCCAUCCGGGGCUCAGGAGCCACAUUCUCCUUAUCUUCUUUAACUUCAUGUUCUUGCCCUGCCCAGUAUAUCAUCAGGCAUUCAGGCACAAUGGAGGAUAAACGCAACAUCCCAAUCAUUGAGUGGGAACAUCUGGACAAGAAGAAGUUCUAUGUCUUUGGUUUGGCAAUGACAAUGAUGAUCCGAAUCAGUGUCUACCCCUUCGCCCUCAUCCGCACACGGCUCCAGAUACAGAAGGGCAAGAGCCUCUAUCAAGGAACCUUUGAUGCCUUUGUCAAGAUUCUGCGGACAGAUGGGGUGUUAGGCCUCUAUCGGGGUUUCUUGGUCAACACACUCACCCUGGUCUCUGGCCAGUGCUAUGUUACCACCUAUGAGCUCACCCGAAGGUUUGUGUCGAAGUACAGCCAGAGCAACACUGUGAAGUCCCUAGUGGCUGGUAGCUCAGCCUCACUGGUGGCCCAGAGCAUAACAGUGCCCAUUGAUGUGGUCUCCCAGCACCUGAUGAUGCAGCGCAAGGGCGAGACCAUGGGCCGAUUCCAGGUGUUUCGGGGUACAGAGGGCCGGGGCAUAGUGGCCUUUGGCCAAACCAAGUAUAUCAUUCGGCAGAUCCUUCAAGCUGAUGGAAUACGGGGCUUCUACCGAGGUUAUGUGGCUUCUCUACUCACCUACAUACCCAACAGUGCUUUAUGGUGGCCCUUCUACCACUUUUAUGCAGAGCAGCUCUCCCACAUCUGUCCUAAGGACUGCCCCCACAUAAUCUUCCAAGCCAUUUCUGGGCCCCUGGCUGCAGCCACUGCUUCUGUCAUCACCAACCCGAUGGACAUUGUCCGAGCCAGGGUACAGGUGGAGGGCAAGAACUCAAUCAUCUUGACCUUCAAGCAGCUGUUGGCAGAGGAGGGCCCCUGGGGCUUCAUGAAGGGUCUCUCUGCCAGGAUCAUUGCAGCCACACCCUCCACUAUGGUCAUAGUGAUAGGUUAUGAGAGUCUCAAGAAGAUCAGCCUUCGGCCAGAACUUGUGGACUCCAGACACUGGUAAUGGGUGGUAGGGAGAGGAGCCUGCCAUGCCUUGAAGAGAGGGACAGAGAGAAAGGGGACAGCACCCUCCCUUGGCCGUGCACACAGUCCUCUGCUGGGCUGGCUGCCUAGAAGGGGGACACCAAAAUGCUGUAAUUGAAUAGGCUUUGAGCUUGGAUCUCCAGCUCACCCUGUUUUUAAUUCUCUGGCCAAACUGAGCCCCCCUUAUCCAGGCUUCCUUUUCAAUCCUUAGCCAAUCCCUUUUUUAAAAGGGAAUAGUUAAGGAACCUUCCUCAGCUUCCCUCCAUCACCAUCCUUAGGCUGUACAUAGGUUGCCUUUCACUCUUCUUUCCCCUUUGACUGCUUUUUCAGACUUCAAGGGACCACGGUCACCUCUUGCCCUGGCCCCCUUUCUUAAGCCAGCUGAUUCUUAAUUUUUUUAGGAUGGAGCUGCCAAGAAAACUGUAAUAUUUUUUCCCUCACCAUUGGGGGAGUGCCCGUCUCACCAAGCAGCAGAGAACCUCUAGUUGUCUGGAUAAUUCUUCCCUCUAUCUUUGGGGAAGUUGAUAGUUUGGGGUGAGGGAAUGGGAAGAAAUUCUCUAUGGAUUAAUGGGGUUUUUUUUUUUUUUUUGGUUUUGUUAAAAAUUUGUGAACCAGUUUGUUGUCUUAAGCCCUGAUAGAACACUAUUCCUGCAGCUAGACCCCAUGUCUGCCAUAGCAGUUGGAAUAUGUAGCUUUUACCUCACCCCUGGUUCCCUAUGCUCUUCAUCUUCCUUAGUCCAGUUCCCAAUAGGCCUUUGGUGGCACCUUUGACCACUGGUUCCCCAUCUCAGCCUCCCAAAUGUUUUCUGUAGUAGGCAUGAUGCCUGCAUAACUUACGCUGACAGGGAAGAGCAGGCCAAAAGUAGCACCCUGAAAAGUGAGAUUGAUCAUGUAGAGGGUUUGAAAAGAGAAGAGGAAGCUUGCUGAGGCAAAGGAGGAGAAAGCAUAUCAUCACAGGUCAUCUUCAGCUCUGGACAUCUCCAGCCAUGGAUACAUUUCUUCCAUUAGUGGCAGCAGAUGCUAUCUAUUCCCCAUGGAACACCUCAGCUGAAGGAUAAGAAUCUUUAUAAGGUAUUGAGCUGACAAUCUUAUCUCACCCUGUGAUACUAGAAGUUAGCACAGGCAUAUCCCUAGAAGUAUGGUGAUGGUGGUGGAAACCCAGCUCCCCAAGAAGGGGUUCUCAAAAUGGGGAAGGAUGCAUCUUUCCUCUGUCUCCAUUCACAGCCAUCACCAUUUUACCAGCAUGAUACUGCCAAAAUUUCCUGUUGAAGCCCUUCAAAAACCUAGGAAACUGAACCACUUCAUCUCCUAUUGCAGCUCACACAGAGUGAAUCAGAGUUAGAUUCAACCUUACUGAUUUUCCAGUGGGGCUACUGAGUUGGUUCCUGGAAUAGGUGCCUUGGUGUAGGACCUCUUGCUUCUCCCCAUCCAGGAAAGGUUAGGGUGCCUUUCCAUUGAAAGGUGCUAGCUUUACAACAAACUUGAUAUUUCUUGUCCUUUACACCCCACCCACCAACCACCCAGGUACCCUGGAAACAGCGUCUAUUUAUAUUGAACUUAAUUCUCUGCAUCACUUUGGGUUUCCGUAUCCAUAUUUGUGUCUUUAAUAUCUGUCUUUAUGUCAGUCUCUCAUCCACACCUCUUCUUUUCUACUUUGCUGAGGGGUUUCUUCUCAUGUCCUUUUCUCCAUCUCUGAAGGACCCACCUGUUCUGAAACAUACAAUUCUUAGGCUUGGAAUGACCCACAUAAUGGAAAUAGAAUUGCUUCGUUCUCUUUACCAUCACUAUAAAACCCUGAUUUUUCUUGGUUCCAGGCCUCUGCCCUGCGGGACUUUGAUUUCAGGCAUCCUUCUCUAUCCUGGCUGAAUAGAAGUACUGUGGGAAUGUAGAGGUGAUUGCACCCUCCACCCCCUUCAAUUCUGCAUCUCCCUUACACACCUCUCCUCUGCUUCUCUAUAACCCCCUUGUGUCUUGCUAUUUUCUUGAACCCUUAACUUCACCUUGCCCAACACUGCUGUUCCUAACAUUUAAGGGAUUAGGCAAUGUGUUAAAGGGACUGAGACCCUCACGAAUGUUUAUUUGUAGCUUAGGGAUUGGGUAUUGCCCCAGACCCUGAGUCCAUCAGUGGUAGGGGGAAGACAGAAGAAUACUGGCUUGUUCCUUCCAGGGUAGGAAGGUUUAGUCCAAGAAGGGAAAAAAAAAACACAACUGAGGAAGGCUGGAGUGUUUUUGUGUUGAAUUGAUCUGUUAGAGCUGAAGCUCUCGUAGGAGGGAAGCAGGGAACCGUGUGGCCCUGAUGCGAGGGGCUCGGAAGAGAAGAUGCAGAAACGCUCAGACUACUCUUUGACCAUUUAAUACUGAGUGACAAUGUAAUGUGACUAUUCAAACAGGUUUCACUGUUGCACUGUAAGAAAUCUUUGUCGUAUGAUUAAAAAUUUUUAUUGUUUGAA